AUGAUAAGAUUAUACACUAUUAGAUUUGGCAGAUUAUUCCUUCCCCUUCUUAUUCUCGUAAUAUUUAAUUCUAUAAGGUCAUCUAAAGCUGUUAGAUUGGAGAAUUAUGAAAUUUUGGUUGAAGAUCAAAAAGAUGGAAUUGAAAAGUCUCAAAAACAAAAUGAAGUUUGUGAAAUCAACACAAUAGGAGAAUCAUGUAGUGGGAGAAUAUUAAAACUAAAGGAAAGCAUACAACAAGGAGUAGUAUUAAACAUUAAGACUGAAUUUUCAAUAGUUGAUUUAGGUUCUAGUGGAAAUGAUAAUACAACAAUGGUAGGGUCAGCUCCUGUUUCUAAUUCUGUUGGUCAUUCCUCUUUAUCUUCUCCAUCCAAAUUAUUUAGAAAUAGUCAGAAAGAUGAAGGCAAAAAUGCUGUGAAUAUAGAAUUGCAAAGUGAAAUCUACUCUUUACAAGAGAAUAUUAAAGAGAACAAAGAGAAAAAACAGGAAGAGAAAGAUAUUGAAGAGGAAGACAAGAAGAAAGACGAAAUGGAGAAAAAGAAAGAAGAUAUGGGGACAAAGAAGGAAGAAAAGGAAAACAAGGAGACGGAAGAAAAAAAGGAGACAGAGGAAAAAAAGCAGACAGAGGAAAAAAAGCAGACGGAAGAAAAAAAGGAUGAAAGUAAGGGAAAGGAAGAGUAUAACCAAGUAAAAAAAGAAAGUAAUGACAAAGAAAAGAAGGAAAACAAACAGAUCCAAAGUCAUUCUGAAAAGGAAACCAGUAAAGUAAUUCAAGAAGUUGGUAUUAAAGAUGCCAACUCUUCAACUGGUAACUUUACCACAAAUAUGACUAUUUCUGCAGAUAUUGGGACUUUGAUGCAUGGAGCAGACGUAGAAAAACAUUCAAUUGAUUUGGAUCAUCUUGAAACUAUGGAUUUAAAACCAAAAAAAGUCAACAUUACAGAAAACAGCUUAUUUUUGAACAAUACUAAUGAUCAUUUUAAUGUAUCUAGUUCUCAUUCUAUGAACUCUAUUAAAAAUACUAAUUCAACCAAAAAUGGAACUCAUUUUGAGAACUUUAUUAAUACAGGAAAUAACACUAACUCAACAAAUUCUGUUAUUAACUUUAACCAUACUAGUUCAGACAAAAAUGUAACUCUUGGCACUAUUAAUCCAAUAAAUUCAACUAAUUAUACAAAUCCUUUGAAUAUAACUAAUUCCACAAGUUCUAAUAUUUUUGUUAACUCUACAAUAGAAACGGGUAAAAACAAACAAAUUUUAGGUUUAAGAAAUAAAAAGAGUGAAAAUACAACCGAAAAACCAAAGGAGAUAAAUAAAUCAACUAGUGAUCAAGCUAUCAAAGACUCAAAUAGUACAGGAGAAGAACUUUUUGACCAAAUUAAAACCAGUUCAGAAAAUAAUACAGAAAUAAAUGAAAAGUAUGACCAAAAAUCUAAACGUCAUCAUAUUCUAAUUGAUGAUGAUGAUAUGGAUCAAGAUACUAUAAAUAAUCAAAAGGAAGUGAAUUCAACAGAAAAUCAUAUUUUAAAAAACGAAACAAAAGAAAUUUCAUUUGAUUUGGAGAAUUAUAUGAUCAUGUAUAACAUUACAUCAAGUAAUGGAAUUCAAAAAUACUUGUUAUUAUUAAAUAAAGAUGAAAUUGUUUUGGUAAAUACUUUAUUAAAUGAUAUGGCUCCUCACGUUGGUCAUAAUAGUAAUACAAAUAAACUACCAUUAUUUAUAGAAGCUACUUUAAAUGGUGUUAAUAGAGCAAUUAACAUGAAUAAUAGGAUGACUACAUUACAGUCUAAUAUUAACAAACAUUUUAAUCAUCAAAGAGAAUUAUUAGAAAAAAAUGAUACAUCAUAUAAACAAAAAAGUAAUAGUUUUGUAGGGUCAAUUUCAAAGUUUAAAAUUCCAAGUGAAUUAUUUCCUUUGAAUAAAAAUCAAAUUAUAAUUGAUAUUAAUUUAAUUCAAAGCAAUAUAUCAUUAUAUGCAUAUAUUCAAUUGGAAACAACUUCUAACAAUCAAAAUGAGAUGAUAAGACUAACCACUACUUUAGGUGUUAGCUCACUUGGAGUUGACGAUGUUACUGAUGUAAUAGUAAAAGAUCAAAAUAAAGUAAAUAUUACAUCAACAAUAUUUACUUUAAAGGAAAACAAUGAUAGCAAUGAUGAAAAUAACAACUAUAAUAGUAGUAAUAUGAGUCCAAACUAUGAGAUAUCUAAACAUCCAGUUCAGAAAUCUUUCUGGAAAUCAAUUCUUAAAUCUUAUAGUAAUAGAGGUGAAAAUAACUGA
Molecule: messenger RNA, 2274 nt
Organism: Cryptosporidium ubiquitum
Lineage: Eukaryota; Apicomplexa; Conoidasida; Eucoccidiorida; Cryptosporidiidae
Exons: 1
Coding region: 1-2274 (757 amino acids)
Source: RefSeq, a predicted model, not a curated record